Molecule: messenger RNA, 1357 nt
Organism: Fundulus heteroclitus (mummichog)
Lineage: Eukaryota; Metazoa; Chordata; Actinopteri; Cyprinodontiformes; Fundulidae
Gene: yju2b
Product: coiled-coil domain containing 130
Exons: 10
Coding region: 102-1316 (404 amino acids)
Biological process (GO): mRNA splicing, via spliceosome
Cellular component (GO): U2-type spliceosomal complex; post-mRNA release spliceosomal complex
Source: RefSeq, a predicted model, not a curated record
ACGUUAGCCGCUGGUAUCUGUUGUUUUUUGUGUUUUUUUUUUUUCUUAGCAGUGCUGCUAAAAAUACAACUUGAGCCAAGUGCUGAUCUUGAGUUGUCAAUAUGGGUGAAAGAAAAGGAACAAACAAAUACUACCCUCCGGAUUUCGAUCCAGCCAAGCAUGGAUCCCUCAAUGGGUAUCACAAAACUCACGCCCUUCGCGAGAGGGCAAGGAAGCUUUCCCAGGGCAUCCUCAUUAUCAGGUUUGAAAUGCCCUAUAACAUCUGGUGUGAUGGCUGCAAGAAUCACAUUGGCAUGGGGGUUCGUUACAAUGCUGAGAAGAAAAAAGUGGGGAACUACUACACCACGCCAAUCUAUAGGUUUAGGAUGAAGUGUCACCUGUGUGUCAACUACAUUGAGAUGCAGACGGAUCCUGCGACUUGUGACUAUGUGAUAGUAAGUGGAGCACGCAGGAAGGAGGAGCGCUGGGACAUGGCUGAAAAUGAGCAGAUCCUGACCACAGAACGGGAAGAGAAAGAAAAGCUGGAGACGGAUGCCAUGUACAAACUGGACCAUGGCGGGAAAGACAAAGAGAAGCUCACCAAGGCUCUCCCCUCUCUGUCUGAAAUCCAAGACUAUCAGGCGGGUUGGAAGGAUGAUUUUCAGCUCAACAGCGCCCUCCGCAGGAAGUUCAGAGAGGAGAAAAAGGUUCUGGCCGAGCAGGAGGAGAAAGACAACGCUGUAAGGAUGAGAACAAACUUAUCCAUACCUCUCCUGCCUGAGAAAGAGGAGGACAAAAAACUGGCUGGACUACUAACUUUCCAGACACCUGACUCUUAUGAGGACAAAAAGCACAGCAAGCGGAAGGAGAUCGCCACUCGUUCGUGGUUUAAUACCUUGUCCUCGCCAGCAGGGGGUGCUGCAGGCAGUCUGCUUCAUAAGCUAAGCCUACAGGGGAAAGAGGCCGCCGUUGCCAAAGCCCUGGGUUCCUCACAGAGCCCCUUAAUUCGCAGACGCUCGAUCGGCUCUGGAGCUAAAAAUGAAGAGUGCGGUGCCAGAACCCAGGGAACAUCUCAGCGGGAAGUCGACAGACGCGAAGAAGAACCGGUAACGCAGACAGAAGAAGCCCGACGUGUUGGACCAACACACAGAGACGGGACAGUGGCAGUGAAUAAUAAUAACAACAACAGUUCAAAUGAGCUGUUUGCCAAAGUUGUAAAGGAAACAGAUGAAAGACUGGAUAAUGAGGUGGACUCUGGGCAGAAGGAACAAAACAAAAGUACCAGAGGAGUCACAUCUCUAGUUGCCGACUACAGCGACUCAGAUUCUGACUCCUGACUUUGAGGCGGAAUAAAAACCUAAAUGGAUUUUUUUUUUUU